CCGUGUGUGCUGUACACGUAGCACUGGUCCGGCUAUCUGAUAUUUUUGUCGGAUCAACUUUCAAUAUUGUUUGUGGCUGCAAUAUACCUGCUAUCUUCUAGUGGUGCUGGCUUAAACAGUGGUGGUGGUGUUCUUCGGUACCUCUCUGCUACUUCUCCCUUUCUGUCUCCUGCAAGUUGCACCCCAGUGGUAACAGAACUUAUGCCCUAUCAAAAAUAACAUGGGGACAACAGAACCUGUAUGAAGCGUCGGCCCCACAUCCAUGCUAUUGCGGCGGUCCAGUCACGACAAGAUGGCCAAAGCGAUGGCGGGCGGGCGGCGGGCGCGGCACACGUCGUGGAAUGCGCCCAACGCGGAGCUGGGGAACCUGUACGUGUUCGGGGAUGACGUGGAGGAGGAGGAGUUGUUGGAGGAGGACGCGAUCGAGAUGAGACCGCGGGGGGAGAGGCGGCGGGAAGAGCGGGGACGGAAGGACGAGAGCGACACGGUGCUACUGGACAGGACCAUCAUGCCGGGGGACACGCUACAGACGUUCGCACUGCUGUAUGGAUGCACGCUUGCAGACUUGCGCCGUGCAAACAACCUCAUGUCUGAUCAGGACUUCCACGCGCUGAAGACGAUAAAAGUUCCCGUCAAGCGACACGGACUUCUGACGGCGCGGGAAGAGGAGGACAGAAGAAGGCGUCAGUUUCGCCGUGCGGACAGCGACAUUAUAGAAUACGGCCUGGACGCCCCCGGAGAGGGGACGAAGGCGAAUGGACGCGACGCGUAUGCAGAAAUGAACGACAUUCGCGGUUACCUGACUCAGAUGGACGAGGAAAUGGACAGAAUACGACGCUCCACGCCGGAGCGCGAAGAGACGUUUGAACCGUACGAGACGCGGGCUUCCCUGAUGGAAUGUCGGAGAUACAUCAAUAGAGAAACAAGCAACGGGGCGGACGGUGGCAUCAGAUGGUGGAUGGCCCUUCUGUGUAUGAUAAUUGUAGCGGUUGUCUGUCCAUUGCUGUAUUUCCUGUACUUCCACAGUAGGAAUGAUGCAACAAAGAAACCAUAGGUUCCCAGUACUUGUAAUUAAUUGUAUAGUGUGUAGUUUUCCUUCUUUAUGGACAUUUUUAGUGCUGCCAAAUAGCCACAAUAAAAGUGUACAAUGAAAUGUAUCAUCAGCUAUCCUGUGGUAUUAGCUGUUCUGUACAUGUCUUGGUAUAUCACAGUUUUCAUCCUGCUACAAAUGAUAACACUAAUAUUGAUCUCUACACACCCCCAAAAAUGGCAUAACAAACCACUUGACUGACUUGCUAUUAUCAGAAUAGGAUAUCAAAAUCUUCUCCUUGUUUUGGGGUAAAUCAAAUUAAGCCCAACUUGCUGUUUGGUACACUCAAUAUCCUUUUUACCUCUUUCACAAUCACAGCCUUGUUUUUUCCUUGAUUAAAAUUGUUCUGAAAACUAUCUUGUAACUAUUAACCUACCUUUCAUUUUCAAUUAUUGUCUUCUCUGUGAGUUAGGCAGUAUCUGAAGGAGGUGUUUUUUAUUUCAACUGUACACUUCAAGAAAAGUCCUUUUGGCAUAUGUGGUAGCACACAAUUACAGUUUUUAGAAAGACUUUAAAAUUGAAUGAAUCAGUGUUGUGUCACAAAAAGUUGUUGCAUGUUUUCUGUAUGUACAUGUUAUUAUUAUUAUUACAAUAGCAACUUACAAUUGCAAAUGCUUGUUUGAAUUUUGAUACCCAAUCUUACACAUGUACUACACAUAGAGCCACCUUCCUGUUUGUGGCUGUGAUUGUUUCUGAGCUUUUGGCUUAUUUUGAAUUUACCUCAGAUUGCUGAACAGCAGACUUGGGCAACAAGUAUUGCUACAGUUUGAAAGAAAUGCCAUACGCAAAUGUCAUAGCAAAAUCUCAUAUAUAGUUGGCUUUGGAUUAAACUCACUCUCAGUAUCAAAAUUGAUGCUGACUAUCAAAAGAAAAAAAAGGGGGCACAUUUGAUAUAGUGUUGUGCUUUUGACUUGUUUCCCCUUUUGGCAAUGCUUAAUGCUGACUUUUGUUAAAAACCAUGUUUUGCAACAUGUACAGAAUGUGUGCUUCCCGUAAGGUCUUCGAUGCAAUGAUUUACUUUAAUUGUUGUGAUUGCAUAACAUUGCUUUACUCAGGUAAGGUUAUCUACAUUAUUGUGUAUGAGGAAAGACUUGGAAAUGAACACAGCGUUUUGGAUUAGUUAUUACACUGUGAGAAAUGGUCAAAUUAAUUAAAGGCAUCCAGUGUAGUUUUUAGGGCUUGGCCACCAGAUUUUUCAGAGCCAAUAUUCGAAUUCUAGUCAUUUGUCUACAUACUGAGUUGAAACCACACUGUAUCCCAAUGUAUAUUAACCCUCAAUGGAGCAAAAAGUGCCCCAAUUUCUGACAGAAAAUAGUUACUGGAAGGGCCCUGGGCUGAUUUUUAAGAUACCACCCAGAAAAUAAAGGACUCAUCUUUUGGUAUGGUUCUGCAGUUUUUAAAAGCCCAAGGUAUGAAAUGUUGACUCAAAAGUGCCAAUGUAAAGCAGUUCAUGUACACUGUAUGUGUCAAUAUCACAAAGAUUGCCUUAUUCAGAAUAUUUCCAGUUUUGCUGCCCUGAAAUUGCAUUGGAUGCCUUUAACAUUGCAUAAUGCAGUACUACACAUCUCUGCUGUCUUACAUGUACAUGUAGGCCCCCUAGUCCUGCUAUAUGAGGCCACACCAAUUAAAAUUGUUGGUUCUCAGAUUUUCCAGAAAGAGUAUGAAGUGGCGGGUAGAAAAAAAACAACCUAAAAAACAAAAAAAGCCUAUACAUCCUAUGAUAGCCCCAAAUGCUACGAUAGGAGCCAUGAAGCCAAUGUACCAGGCUGGUGUAUAAUUCAAUGAAUUUUUAACUUUUAAUCAAAUCACAGCACUGAUAGUUGUAAGAAAAACAACUAGGAAUAAAAAAACUUUCUCCAACUGUUGGGCCCAAACAUACCAGUAGCAUUUGGAGAUUGAUACAGACCUUGUCUGUAUCAAUACAAAAUAAAGAGUGAUUCCGAGAACUGUUCACUAAAUUGGUGUGGCCUAAUGUGCAACAGAAUGUAUAACUUAGUCUAUAAACAUCUGUGAACCAGCCUUCCUGUAUCAGGAAGUCUCUCCACCUAAACAUGUACACUGUGAUUAUAAAGAUGAACAUCUUCAGUGAACGAAAAAAAUCUCUUGCAUAUGGCAAAAGCCAUAUUUUACAAAUGCUAUCAAUCUCUAUGCCCUGUUAUUUUUUAAAAUGUUGAAUUGUCCUUAUGAAAGUAUUUGAUCAGAAACAUGUGAAGUACAAAAUUUAGAUAUCUUGUAUAAAGGAAAUGUGAUGAUUUGUUUCUUGAGUAGAUGGAUUUAUUAUUUAUCCAGAAGUUGCUGCAGAAAUAGUAUCUGGAAACCCGUUUGCAAUGUAGGUGGGAGAAAUUGUCAGUUUGACUCUACAUCUAAAUCAAAUUUUGGUGUCUGUUUGUUUGAAAGUCCCAUAAUUGUAACUGAAAUUGGACAUUUUUUCUGACUUUUUAAAACGCGCUAAGUGGAAGCAGACCGGUAGAUUACUUUGAGUUUUCCAAUACGUUUCAGGCAUUAUUGCACAGUUUAAGAGUACAGGAUACAUCUAAUGCCAGUUAACUAUGGUCUAACUUCUCAGUAAAAUAUUUUAGAUAGGACAGGGAUAUGAAAGAAAAGCUUAUCACAAAUGGCUGGAUAAUCACUUUGGGGCCAAGUAAUUUUAUGAAAUAAUAUGAUAAUAAUAACUGUGACUUGAAGCUACACAGAAUCUUUUGAAUCACUUAAAAAAUGAGAAGCUACAUGUAUGAAUGGUUUGUAUCAUCUCAUCAUGAUUCUGAUACAUGAUAUCAUGUACAGUACUUGUACAUGGGUCGUCCCAUUCUAAUCUGAAUUCUCACCAAGCUAUAUCUAGAGGAUACCUUUGACAUGUAUUUAUGAGACUGUAUAAUGGAAUAAAAAAGAUUUUAUCA
This is a messenger RNA of Branchiostoma belcheri (Belcher's lancelet), 3987 nucleotides long. RefSeq names its product lysM and putative peptidoglycan-binding domain-containing protein 4-like. The coding region runs from base 263 to 1054 and encodes 263 amino acids. The record is from RefSeq and is a predicted model, not a curated record. NCBI's taxonomy places the organism in Eukaryota, Metazoa, Chordata, Leptocardii, Amphioxiformes, Branchiostomatidae. The transcript has 3 exons.